CCUAAACGUCACUUCCGGCCAAACACUCCAACUUGCAUCAUUUCCCAUCUCGAUUGUAGCUGGGGGAGUAGACAACGUUUAGGCUUUUGUUUUCUUUAUUUGGGCAGAGACCAUGGUGGAGCAGGUCCCUGAGUCAGUCAAUUUUCCCUCUGAAGAGGAGAAGAUCCUGCAGUUUUGGCAAGAGCAUGAUUGCUUCCAGGAGUGCCUCAAACAGUCCAAGAACAGGCCUAAGUACACCUUCUACGAUGGCCCUCCCUUUGCCACAGGUCUACCCCACUAUGGUCACAUCCUAGCUGGAACCAUCAAGGACAUUGUUACUCGUUUUGCCCACCAGAGUGGCUUCCACGUGGAUCGGCGCUUUGGCUGGGAUUGUCACGGCCUUCCUGUCGAGUAUGAGAUUGAUAAGACUUUGGGGAUCAAAGGGCCUGAAGAUGUGGCCAAAAUGGGCAUUGCCGAGUACAACAAGCAGUGCAGAAACAUUGUUAUGAGAUACUCCAACGAGUGGGAGGCUUCAGUGAAGAGAAUGGGCCGAUGGAUUGACUUCAAGAAUGACUACAAGACUCUCUACCCAUGGUUCAUGGAGAGUGUCUGGUGGGUCUUCAAACAGCUGUAUGACAAAGGUCUGGUGUAUCAAGGUGUCAAAGUCAUGCCUUUCUCUACUGCCUGCAACACCCCUCUCUCUAACUUUGAGUCCAACCAGAACUAUAAGGAUGUUCAGGAUCCAUCGGUGAUUGUUAACUUUCCACUGCUUGAGAAUGAGGAUAUUUCUUUGAUUGCUUGGACAACAACACCGUGGACACUGCCGAGCAACUUGGCCCUCUGUGUCAAUCCAGAGUUCCCGUAUAUCAAAGUCAAAGAUAACACCACAGGCAAGACCUACAUUAUGAUGGAGGCCAGGCUGGGAGCUCUCUUUAAGUCGGAGAGCGAGUACACUGUCUUGGACAAAUUUCCUGGUAAGAUGCUGAAAGGGAAAAAAUACAAGCCUCUCUUCCCGUACUUUGCCAAGUGUGCAGAGAAAGGAGCAUUCCAGGUGGUGACGGAUAACUACGUCAAGGAGGAAGAGGGCACAGGAGUGGUCCACCAGGCACCUUACUUUGGAGCUGAUGACUACAGGGUGUGUACAGAAUACAACAUCAUCCAGAGGGACCAGGCGCCUAUCUGCCCUGUGGACGCCUCAGGCUGCUUCACUUCAGAGGUCACUGACUUUGCUGGACAGUAUGUCAAAGAUGCUGACAAGAACAUCAUCAAGUGGCUAAAGGAGAAGGGCCGCCUUGUGAAUGCCAGCACUUUCAAACAUAGUUACCCCUUCUGCUGGAGGUCUGACACACCCCUGAUCUACAAAGCUGUCCCCAGCUGGUUUGUCCGAGUGGAGCACAUGGUGGACAAAUUACUUGACAACAAUGGAAAAUGUUACUGGGUUCCGGAGUUUGUGCGUGAGAAGCGUUUCGGGAACUGGCUGAGAGAGGCACGUGACUGGGCGAUUUCGAGGAACCGUUACUGGGGUACACCGAUCCCUCUCUGGGUCAGCGAUGACUUUGAAGAGGUGGUAUGUGUAGGGUCCGUAUCUGAAUUGGAGGAACUGACCGGAGUCAAAGUAACUGAUCUGCAUCGAGAAAGCAUUGACAAUCUGACAGUCCCAUCAAGGUGUGGUAAGGGUAUGCUGCGGAGGGUCACAGAGGUAUUCGACUGCUGGUUUGAGAGCGGCAGCAUGCCUUAUGCCCAGGAGCACUACCCCUUUGAAAACAGGAAGGAAUUUGAAGACACUUUCCCUGCAGACUUCAUCGCUGAAGGCAUCGACCAGACAAGAGGAUGGUUCUACACCCUCUUGGUGCUCUCCACAGCCCUGUUCGGAAAACCGCCCUUCAAGAAUGUCAUUGUUAAUGGCUUGGUACUUGCUAGCGAUGGGCAGAAGAUGAGCAAGCGCAAGAAGAACUACCCAGAUCCUGCACUGAUGGUGCAGAACUAUGGAGCUGAUGCCCUCAGACUGUACCUCAUCAACUCUCCUGUGGUGAGAGCAGAGAACUUGCGUUUUAAAGAGGAGGGUGUGCGAGACGUGUUGAAGGAUGUCUUCUUGCCGUGGUAUAAUGCCUAUCGCUUCCUUGUGCAGAAUGUACAAAGGUUACAGAAGGAGGAUGACAUUCAUUUCCUAUACAAUGAGAACACGGCGAAGCAGAGCGAAAACAUCAUGGAUAAAUGGAUUCAGUCCUUCACACAGUCCCUCAUCCAGUUCUUUAAGGCUGAGAUGGAUGCUUACCGCCUGUACACUGUUGUUCCUCGCCUGGUCAAGUUUGUGGACAUGCUUACUAACUGGUACGUCCGGACCAACAGACGCCGUCUGAAGGGAGAGAGUGGCACUGAGGACUGCCUGUGGGCGCUCGAAACCCUCUUGAGUGUUCUGUUCUCCAUGUGCAGGCUGAUGGCCCCUUUCACACCUUUCAUUACAGAGAUGAUGUACCAAAAUCUACGUCAUCUCAUUGACCCUGCCUCUGUCGAAGAAAAGAACACCAGUAGCAUCCAUUAUCUCAUGCUGCCCCAUGUCAGGGAGAGUUUAAUUGACAAGCGCAUUGAGAACGCUGUCUCUCAGAUGCAGUCUGUGAUUGAGCUGGGCAGAGUGAUCCGAGACAGGAAGACCCUGCCUGUCAAGUACCCACUGAAGGAGGUGGUAGUAAUUCACCAGGAUGCAGAGGCUCUGAAAGAUAUCCAGUCCCUGCAGAAAUACAUCCUGGAAGAGCUUAAUGUGCGACAGUUAACACUGUCAACAGACAAAGACAAGUAUGGUAUCCGUCUACGAGCCGAGCCAGACCACAUGGUUCUGGGCAAGAGACUGAAGGGGGCUUUCAAAGCCAUCACUGCUUCUAUCAAGGAGCUCACCAGCGAACAGCUAGAGGCUUUCCAGAAGACAGGAUCCAUCAUGGUGGACGGCCAUGAGCUUCACGAGGAGGACCUGAGGCUGAUGUACACGUUCAACCAGAGCUCCGGCUCAGCUGCACAGUAUGAAGCGCACUCUGAUGCACAGGUCCUGGUGCUGCUGGAUGUCACCCCAGACCAGUCCAUGGUGGAUGAAGGCGUUGCCAGAGAGGUCAUCAACCGCAUUCAGAAACUGCGCAAGAAGGGCCAUUUGGUGCCAUCAGAUGAGAUAACUGUGUACUACUACUGCCAGCCAGAGGGGGGGUACUUGGACUCUGUGAUCCAGGCUCACACUGACUUUAUCCUGUCAACCACCAAGGCUCCACUUCUGCCCUUCCCUGUCCCCAAGGCCACCAGUAUCAUCAUAGAGGAAAAGACACAGCUGAAGGGCUCCGACUUGGAGUUAACCAUAGUAAAGGGAGCUUCGGCUCCUCAGGCUCCUCUCAGUGGACCAGCUUGCUCCUACGUGAACCUCAGGGUGAAGGUCAACAAGAAAGAACAAGAGGGGGUGGUGCUGUUGGAGAACCCUAAAGGAGAUAAUAGACUAGACAUGGACAAACUGAAGAAAGUGUGCAGCAGCAUCUUUGAAACAAAUAACACACAGCUGAGGUUCUUUAAUGGCGAGACUGAGCUGGUGAGCCAAACGGAGCUUCAGCCUCUGAGUGGUAAAACUUUGUCAGUGACUUCAGGCUCUUCCUCCCCUGGACACGUCCCCACCACUGAUGCUCUUCUGUGUCCUUACGUGAACCUGCUACUUUGCAACGCACAACCAGCUGAGUGCCAGACAGGAGAAGUGGGCACCCUCCUGCUAGUGAAUCCAGUGGGCCAGAAUGGGCUUGACUACUCGGGUCUCCUGUCUGAAGCUGCCAAGGUUUUCGGCCUCCGCAGUAGGCGGCUCAAACUCUACCUGGACCAGGACCUCACCCAGGAGCUGCCAACUGAUUCAACAGUAAAAUCUCUAGACACCAGAACUCUGUUUGUGAGAGUUCUUCCAACAACUGCUGAAGCAUAAAUCCAGAAAAGUUGUCCUAGGAUCUUACUAUCAACAUUUUCUCAGAUUUACCACAGGUUCCAUUGGUUGACUUUUUUUUUUUUUAAACCUCUAACAUCCCAUAGCACCACCCACUGAUGUACAGUGGAUUUAUCACAACUUAAUGUGUUUGUUUCAGACAAAAUUAAACUGAAGGUAACUUGAGAUUUCAGUGUGUUAAAUAUCAUUCCGAAAUGUGAUAGUAACUCUGAUCCAUCAUCAUAUUUAGCCAAGACUCACUGUUCUCCUCCCUGAUGCAGUUUCUUUCUCUCAUACUGUAUUUAAUUUGUCAUCAUUUCUAAGUCACGGUUUUAUAAAAAGCACCAUUUGUUAUCAGGCUGUAUUUAUUCUGGACAGAAAAGGGAUUGGCAUUAUUCUAUAGAAAGUGAAAGCAUUUCAUGAACAUGAGGCUUGUUUGUACCCACUGGAUAGAUGUGUCAGGUGGCGGGACAUAGAAUCUGGGAUUUGUCCUGGAAAACUGGGAAAACCAGACAUCAGACUACCCAGAAAGAAAAGCCAAAGGUUUGUUUAACUCAGAUUUAAAGAUUUGUGUUAGUCAGUAUAUUUUAUUGGAAAUGACUCAUCCAGGUAACUGUCUAGCUGUCAGUAACGCCAGUGAAUGUUUUUUCUUUAUUAUGCUAAUGGGAAAAUUUGUGCAAGCUACUUCUCUUCAAGCCUUAUUUGAGCUGAGCUUAGUCCAGAGUAAUUAUUGCUGCUAUUGCUCUUAAUUGGGAAACCAAUUUGGCCUAUUGUGCUUUCAUACACUUUUGAAUUUAACAGAUAAACCUCUUCUGUUCACUGGGAGUCCUUUGACAGUUGAAAAGGCAUUUAAAAGCUGGAAUGGAUUUUCAGGCUGUUGUACCGUAGGGAUAAAAGGAUUCUGUAAUAAAAGUAAUAUAGAUAUUGCUCUAUUUUAAGUGACACAUGGAAUAAAACAAAGGUAACUAGAAAAAUCAACUUUUAUUUUUCAGUGUCCCCACAAUCCCUUACCUCCUCUGCCAAUUCUCACAGGUCUUCGUACAUUGUUGUACAUCUCUGACAAUAUAUGAAUGUUGUUCAGAGAAUGAUGAUGAAACAAAAAAAAGUGAAAUAAAGAAAAUUAAGUAGAGAUAGAAAAAGAAACCAGUUAGUUAUAAAAGGUUGGCAUUUCUGAAUGAAUUUCACAGAGCUUCCUACCACCUCAUACCUGAUCAGGUUUUAGAAAAACUUGACAUUCUUAAACCACUGACAAAUGUUUGGGUUCCAGCUGGAUUACCUGACUGACAUAGAAGAGUGCCUUACUAUUAAAGAUGGAUAAAAUGUCUGGAAGUGAAUGUGUUCCAGUCCUCAGGGACACUA
This is a messenger RNA of Monopterus albus (swamp eel), 5275 nucleotides long. RefSeq names its product isoleucyl-tRNA synthetase 1 (gene iars1). The record is from RefSeq and is a predicted model, not a curated record. Lineage: Eukaryota; Metazoa; Chordata; Actinopteri; Synbranchiformes; Synbranchidae. The coding region runs from base 113 to 3919 and encodes 1268 amino acids. The transcript has 34 exons. Gene Ontology annotation, molecular function: ATP binding; aminoacyl-tRNA deacylase activity; tRNA binding. Gene Ontology annotation, biological process: isoleucyl-tRNA aminoacylation.